AUGGCAGCUCUUCAACCUAGCCUGGAUGCAGCAAGCACUAAGGACAGACUCAAGGGGCGGGUAGCUAUAGUCACAGGGGGUGCCAGUGGUAUAGGCAGUGCAUGUGUGCGACGAUUCUUGAAUGACGGAGCACUUGUUGCCUUCUUCGACAUCGACCAAGCUGCCGGGAAACAGUUGGAGGCUGAGCUCCAGGCGGCUGGCUUUGAGACGAAAUUUUACCAGGUCGACGUUUCUGACCGAGAGGCGUGCUUCAAGGCCGUUAGCCACGUAGCUAGCCAGUACGGUGGCUGCAUCAACUUUCUUGUGAACUGUGCUGCGGUAUUCAUGUAUAAAGCUCUAGAUGCCGACACGUCCGACUGGGCACAAGUCAUGAGUGUGAAUGUGGCUGGAUACUCGAAUAUGGUACAGGCCUGCUUUCCUCACAUGAAGACAGCCGAACCUGACGCCAGAUCAGUCGUCAAUAUAGCCAGCAUCUUCGCCCACGUGUCAUCGGCCAGUAAGUGGACGUACUGUACCAGUAAAGGUGCCGUGCUGGAGCUGACCCGGUGUAUGGCACUGGACUUGGCCAAAGAUGACAUACGGGUGAACUCCGUGUCACCGGGAUCCAUAAAUACGGCAGCGGUCGCAAAAUUUUUCGCAGGCGAUGAAGACCAAAAGAAGUGGUUCGAGGGAUGUCACAUGAUGAACCGUCUCGGCGAAAGCGCAGAAGUUGCCGCCGCCAUUGUCUUCCUCUGCAGCAAAGACGCAUCCUUCAUCACUGGCGCUGAUCUCUCGGUAGAUGGCGGGUACGCAGCAGUAGGCCCUGAAAGGCAUGGGAAAGAUGGAGCCAAGUUUACUGGCACGAUCCCAAAGUAGAUGCUGCACCUGUCCUUCACUUAGAACUGAGCAAAGUUUAACUGGUCCGAAUGGUUCCUACCAUGUGCCCAUUGCCCUUCCAUUUUAGAAAAUAGGGGAGGACCAUCUCGCGACACCACGAAAUUAAAUCGUUCGUAGAAAAAUGAAUAGAAAAUCGCCAAUAAAAUAACUGGUCCUUCUAUGUUUAAUGCCUUACAUAAUGCAUGGUUUAAAUAAUGCAAUGCAGAAUAACAAGAUACAGUACGAAAAGCAAUGCCUUAUUGGUUGUAAAGGUAUAUAUGGAGA
Lingula anatina is the source of this 1140-nucleotide messenger RNA. RefSeq lists its product as uncharacterized. The record is from RefSeq and is a predicted model, not a curated record. Lineage: Eukaryota; Metazoa; Brachiopoda; Lingulata; Lingulida; Lingulidae. Gene Ontology annotation, molecular function: oxidoreductase activity.